AUGCGGCCAAUUAUUGAAACAGAGUCCUCCUCCGACGGCCUCGAAGACGAGGAAGAGGACGGCAACGAAGACGAGGAAGAGGAUGGCAACGAAGACGAGGAUGACGACGACGAUGAGGAUGAAGAUGACGACGACGAUGUCCAAGAGGUCGUACAAUCCUCCGGUGGCCCUCUGGUUCAGUCAAUAGACGAUGAGGAAGACGAGGAAGACGCUGAAGGAGGCGAUGACGACGAUGACGGCGGCGAGGGAGAUGACGACGACGGCGAGGGCGAUGAUGAGGAUGGAGCUAAUGAAAGCAAUGCAGAAGUGAGCAAACGCGAGAAGGCCAGGCUAGUAUACUACUAG
Molecule: messenger RNA, 345 nt
Organism: Rosa chinensis
Lineage: Eukaryota; Viridiplantae; Streptophyta; Magnoliopsida; Rosales; Rosaceae
Product: prostatic spermine-binding protein-like
Exons: 3
Coding region: 1-345 (114 amino acids)
Source: RefSeq, a predicted model, not a curated record